Messenger RNA from Ziziphus jujuba (common jujube), 944 nucleotides. RefSeq names its product salicylic acid-binding protein 2. The record is from RefSeq and is a predicted model, not a curated record. Gene Ontology annotation, molecular function: methyl salicylate esterase activity; methyl indole-3-acetate esterase activity; methyl jasmonate esterase activity. The coding region runs from base 1 to 861 and encodes 286 amino acids. Lineage: Eukaryota; Viridiplantae; Streptophyta; Magnoliopsida; Rosales; Rhamnaceae. Gene Ontology annotation, biological process: salicylic acid metabolic process; jasmonic acid metabolic process. The transcript has 3 exons.
AUGAUUCGGUUUCUCUUGCUACUUGUUUUGCUUCACUUGGUCUGCCUAGCAAAAAAUCAUGUGCAGGCAGAAGCCAAGGAACAGAAGCAGCAUUUUGUUCUAGUUCACGGUGCCUGCCAUGGGGCUUGGAAUUGGUAUAAGAUCAUACCACUCCUGAAAUCUAAAGGCCACAAUGUCACCUCUCUCGACCUUACAGCUUCAGGCAUCAACAUGAAAUCCAUUGAAGAUAUUCACACCUUUGCUGACUACUCUCGGCCUUUGUUAGAAUUUAUGGCAUCGGUUCCUCCGCAAGAAAAGGUAAUUCUUGUAGGACAUAGCUUGGGAGGCUUGAAUUUGGCCCUUGCCAUGGAGAAAUUCCCUGAAAAGAUCUCUGUUGCCGUUUUCUUGACUGCCUUUUUGCCGGAUACCUUACACCGGCCCUCAUAUGUUCUUGAAGAACAGAAAAAUACCAUGAGUCCCGAAGAUGGAUGGUUGGAUACUAGAUUUUCCUCCUAUGGAAGCCCCGAAAAACCUUCAACUUCAAUGCUUUUUGGUCCCAAGGAUUUGUCUUCCAAGUUCUAUCAACUCUCUCCUAUUGAAGAUCUUGAGCUGGCUAAGACUUUGGUAAGGACUGGAUCGCUGUUCGUUGAAGACUUGUCUAAGGCAAAGAAAUUCACAGAAAGUAGAUACGGCUCCGUUAAACGGGUUUUUAUUGUGUGCGAUGAAGAUAAAGCAAUAAGAGAAAAAUUUCAACGAUGGAUGAUUAAGAAUAGUGGAACGAAAAACGUGAUGGUAAUUCGCCGUGCUGAUCAUAUGGCAAUGCUUUCAAAGCCACAGCAAGUUUUCCAUUCUUUGUUGAAGAUAGCUUAUCGCUAUGCUUGAAUAAAUUUUGCCUGAUCAUCUAUGGAGACAAACGUCACAAUGCAAAAUACAGAACUUAAACUAUUGGAAUAAAGCUUCUUACU